AAUCAGUCGUCUCUUCCACAUUUCCAAACCGCGAUUCCUUCUUUCACUUCUCUCUUCUGUUUGGUUCCUGAGAAAGAAAAAACACCAUGAUACCGAACCAACCGGGGAGGGGCCAGAAUGACCGAGAAGCCUCGGGAUCACGUGUUCCGACCGUGGCUUAUGUUCGAGGAUCUCCUCAGUCCAAGAUCGCCGGUGGGACCGAAAUCUCAUCCGACAGCCAACCCUUGAAACUGCAUUUCAUCAUGUUGAACCCUGGAGUGGACGUUAUCGCCAACAUCCAGGGGGUAGCAGAGAUGUACAACAAGGGUCUGGUCAUAAUCUCUGCCAUAGGAACUGUCUCAAAGGCAGUGAUGCCUCAGAACGCAUCCAGCCCUGUCCUUGAGGGAUGUUUCCAGAUAGCAUCCAUGUCCGGCACUUGUCUCCCGGGUGAACCGACCGGCAAACAUGGAGAUAUCACCGUUCUCCUGUCUGACCGUACCGGAGCUGUCAUCGGCGGUGCCGUUGACUCUCUCAUUGCCGAUAGCAAAGUGCAGGUUGUCGUGGCCAGUUUCAGUCCUGAUGUGGCCAAACCCAUCGGUCUGAAGCAGGAGCCGGAUGUCAAGCAGGAAGCUGUUUGAAGAAAUAUUCUAAUAAACUAGUAAAAACUAUUAUGGUAUCUUAUUAUUAUUAUCGUUGAAUAAGGGACGGGGUCAUGUCCUACCGACACCACAUUGUUAUGUCAUGUCGAAUUCUCGCAUUUAUGCGUCUUAUUUGAAAUUAAAGACUAUAUUAUCUUAUCUG
Molecule: messenger RNA, 780 nt
Organism: Tarenaya hassleriana
Lineage: Eukaryota; Viridiplantae; Streptophyta; Magnoliopsida; Brassicales; Cleomaceae
Product: AT-hook motif nuclear-localized protein 27-like
Exons: 6
Coding region: 87-617 (176 amino acids)
Molecular function (GO): minor groove of adenine-thymine-rich DNA binding
Source: RefSeq, a predicted model, not a curated record